Fusarium coffeatum is the source of this 945-nucleotide messenger RNA. RefSeq lists its product as uncharacterized. The transcript has 6 exons. Lineage: Eukaryota; Fungi; Ascomycota; Sordariomycetes; Hypocreales; Nectriaceae. The record is from RefSeq and is a predicted model, not a curated record. Bases 1 to 945 code for a protein of 314 amino acids.
AUGACUGCUUUGGUGUUCGGAGUUCUGGCGCUUGUAUUCUUCGGCAUGAGAAUGAUCUCGAAAAUCAUCGGGUUCGUGCCAUAUGGAACUGACGAUAGUCUGAUCCUGGCAGCAUUUCCGCUCGUCAUCGUGUUGAUUGUCACUACUUUCAUUUUAACAUCGAAAGGUCUCGGGCUGGAUAUCUGGCAUCUUUCUACGGGUACUGAUAUGUUUCUCCAGUUCAUCAUGACCUUUGGAAUCUCUUACGCCCUAUCGCUUGCCCUAAUCAAAUUAUCGAUCCUAGCCUUCUUCCUACGCGUAUUUCCAGACAUCAAAUUCCGACGGGUGGUACAUCUGACUAUGACUUUCAUCGUGGUGAUGACAAUCGCAUACGGUGUGGUAUUUGCCCUGCAGCGGAAACCGCUAUGGAUGUUCUGGGAGGGAUGGAAGGACAAAAACCCUCGUGGGAUGAUGUUGGACACGAAUGCUUCAGCCAUAAGCCAUGGCUCGAUCAACGUUGCGUUAGAUGUCUGGAUGAUGAUCCUUCCCAUGACACAGCUAUGGAAAAUUGGCAUCAAGCAGAAAAAGAAGUUCGGGAUCAUUGCUAUGUUCAGUGUGGGAAUCUUUCUUACUGCUGUCAGUACAGUACGAAUUCCAUACAUCACGAAGUUUGAAACAUCAAAGAAUUCAACUGCGGACUCGGUUGAGACCAUUGUCUGGUCUGUGGUAGAGGCAUGUGUGGGAGUCAUGGUGGCUUGCAUGCCUGGUGCGCGUCAAUGUGUGCGAGAUAUAUCGGCACGUGUCAGAAGACGGAGAGCCGACGAUGGAGAGAACAGGACGAGUAUUUUCGUUGAUCGGUCCUUGGCGACAAUUGUUAUGACCAAGCAGCAGACAACAUACGGGACGGGAAGUUCCGAUUCGGGGAGCGUCGCAAAACCCUAUGCUGCAGCUGAAAUACGUAGAUAG